Aspergillus bombycis is the source of this 2127-nucleotide messenger RNA. RefSeq names its product beta-hexosaminidase. The record is from RefSeq and is a predicted model, not a curated record. NCBI's taxonomy places the organism in Eukaryota, Fungi, Ascomycota, Eurotiomycetes, Eurotiales, Aspergillaceae. Gene Ontology annotation, biological process: carbohydrate metabolic process. The transcript has 3 exons. The coding region runs from base 1 to 2127 and encodes 708 amino acids. Gene Ontology annotation, molecular function: beta-N-acetylhexosaminidase activity.
AUGUUUUGGGGCCAACUUGUUAAUAUAGGUCUUUUCCUCUCUCUUUCUAUAGGAGGGUACACCCGACUGGUGACUAUACCAACUACCCCGUUCACUGGAACGAACGACACCUAUUCCCUGACUCAACUCACCGGUAUUGUGGUUGAUGCGCGCUAUGCCGAUGCCGUAGAUAACGAUGGCGCAACCCAAAUCCCACCUACAUUGCAACAAUUCGCCGAAACUUUCCAGAAAGACCUCCAAUCCACGGUAGGGAUUAAUAUACCACUCACAUCCAGCAAGACGGCCGUAGCCAACUCAAUCUUCUUUACGCUUACCAAUGAGACUGGAUUCCAUGACGCUGCCGGGAGAUAUACCUCAGAAGCAUACACGCUAACAAUAAAUGAAAAUGGUGUGAAAAUCUCUGGAGCCAGUCCACUGGGGGCUUGGUGGGGAUCGCGGUCGUUGAUUCAGGAGGCGGUUGUCAGUGGCCACACUCUUCCCCAAGGAACGGCGGUGGAUGCGCCUGGGUGGGCCAACAGAGGUGUCAUGUUGGAUGCUGGGCGCCACUUUUACCCCCCUGAAUUUCUGAUCGAAAUGUGCGCGUUCCUGUCCUUUUUCAAACAGAAUGUAUUUCACGUGCAUCUGAGCGACAAUCUCUACAACAACGUAGAUCGAUAUUCCGCUCAACAGUCGAUGGAUCUGUAUGCAGCAUUCCGCCUAUGGUCGGAUGAUCCUGCGGUAGCUGGUCUCAAUAAACGCGCCAAUGAAUCUUAUACUAAGGAACAAUUUGACAAUGUCCAACAACAGUGUGCUCGACGAGGUGUCACUAUUAUCCCUGAAAUUGAAGCCCCAGGUCAUGCACUGGUCAUCUCCCAAUGGCGUCCUGAGCUGGCGCUUGACGAUCUCAGCAUGCUCAACAUUACUCAUCCAAACACUAUUCCUACUAUGAAGGCCAUUUGGAAGACCUUCCUGCCGUGGUUCCACAGCAAAACAGUUCACAUAGGUGCAGACGAAUAUGACACAGAUCUUGUGACUGACUAUACAUCCUUUGUUAAUACUAUGCGUGACUAUAUCUCCAGAGAAUCAGGCAAGAGCACGAGGGUCUGGGGCACCUUCACCCCAUCGCAGGGUGCCAAUGUGUCCACGGAUGUUUCCAUCCAGCAUUGGGAGUUCUUUGAGGAUAACCCUUACUUCGACUACAUCAAGAAUGGAUAUAGCGUGCUCAAUUCGGACGAUGCGUUUUACAUUGUGGGCAAGUGGUCCGGUAGCUACCCAUCCACGCUGAACAAGACUCGUGUGUUCCAUGGAAAUCCCGCCGGCGGGGCGUAUGCUCCCAACGUCUUCGACACCAAGAAUGCCACCAACAAUCCUCCUCGAAAUGAUCCACACGUGCUUGGUCACAUCGCAGCUCUGUGGAACGAUUAUGGCCCGAAUUCCACUACGGUUCUUGAAACAUAUUAUUCGUGGAGGGAUACACUUCCAGCCUUGGCCGACAAACAAUGGGGUGGAAACAUCCUAGAGGAGGAAUAUGAUGCAGUGUUCGACAAGAUUCACGCCGCAGUCCCUGGACAGAACCUGGAUCGCCGAGUGACGAGCCACACUGAUACCAUACUACAUUACAAAUUCGAUAGCGACACCGACACCGUCAUUGAUCAUUCAGGAAACGGCUAUGAUGGAGUCAUGCGGGGAUGCCACGUCCAAAACUCUGCUCUCGUACUUUCCAACGGCUGCUAUGUGGACACCCCGCUAGGUAGCAAAGGGAGAGACUACACUUUAUCAUUCUGGGUGAACCCCACGUCACGGAACCCCGGCACCCUCUUUGCCGGACCUGACUCCAUCCUUCUAAGUGGAAAUGGGUCGAUUAGCAAUAUGACCCUGAUAAGCGGUGGAAACCCAUAUUCGCUAAACUAUAGUCUUCCCCUGGAUACGUGGACUCAAGUGCAUUUGGUUGGAAAGGGCAAUCAGACUCUGCUUAGUGUCUCCGACUCAAGUGCGGAAUCCGCAACGAUGGAGUUUCUUGCGCGCCUAGGGAUCAAUGGUGAAAGCCAGGUUUGGGCACCCAUUGCAAUCGAAGCCCCACUGGCACGGAUUGGGGAAGGCUUCAAUGGGAUGAUGAAGGAGGUUGUUCUACGAGGGAGUGCUGAGUAA